AACACGCGGACCCGGAAGUCCUACUAAUUCCGCGGGUCUUUUGGGACAACACUGCUACGUACAACACAGUGUGCAGAAAUGGCGGAUGUAAACACCAUGGAAAAGAAACUGGCUGAGUACAAGUGUGACACCAAUGAAGCUAUAUCCUUGAAGCUGGUUCGCUUUCCAGAGGAUGUUGACGACGACAGCACCACAUUCCACCCCGAGUACAGCCACCAAGUCUUUGGAGACGAUGAGGUUGCUUUUGGCUACAAAGGUCUUCAGAUUCAGCUCUUCUACGCCGCGGGGAACCUGAGUACCCUCUUCAAAGUGAAAUAUACCUCAAAAGUCACAGAGACGUACGACUGUGUGGAGGCUGAUGACGUCGAGGGGAAAAUUCGGGAAAUCAUUCCUGCUGGGUUCACCUGCAACACCGAUGACUUCAUCUCACUGCUGGAGAAGGAGGCCAAUUUCAAGCCCUUCGGCACCCUGCUUCACACGUACACGGUCCACAGCGAGGAGGCAGGAGAACUCACUUACCAGAUUCACAAGGCUGAGGUUACCUGCCCGGGAUUCCGGGAGUACCAUGAGCGCUUGCAGACCUUCCUCAUGUGGUUCAUAGAGACUGCCAGUUUCAUUGACGCAGACGACGAUCGUUGGGACUUCUUUCUUGUAUUUGAAAAGUACAAUAAAGAUGGGGAGACUCUCUACGCAACUGUUGGCUACAUGACAGUUUAUAAUUACUACGUAUACCCAGACAAAACCCGACCACGUGUAAGCCAAAUGCUGAUCCUGCCUCCGUUCCAAGGAGAAGGUCACGGAGCUCAGCUUCUGGAGGCAGUACACAGAUUUUAUUGCAGCUUGCCCAAAGUGCAAGACAUCACAGCUGAAGACCCCUCUGAGAACUAUGUGAAGCUGAGAGACUACGUGCUGGUGAAGCUUUGUCAGGGCCUGCCAUCCUUCGCUGUAGACAAACUGCACCUCGGCUUCUCAGCUGACAUGAUCAAAGAGGCGCAAGACAAGCUGAAAAUUAACAAGAAACAUGCCAGGCGAGUUUAUGAAAUCUUACGCCUCAGAGCGACAGACAUGAGCGAUGAAGACAAAGCGAGAGAGUACCGCUUAGAGGUGAAGAAGAGGCUGUUCGGACCCUACAGGAAGAAUCAGAGGGAGCUGGCGAAGAUGAGGAAGUGCCUACGGCCAGAGGAGCUGGUGUCCCACAUGAGUCAGAUGGACACUCAGACACAGCACGAGGAGCUGGAGAAGAGUUAUCAGGAUGUUGUGGAGGACUACAGGAGAAUCAUUGAGAGGCUAGCAUCACAGGCCUGAUCUGACUGUGAGAGGCUCCUGACCUGGAGCGUACCCGCUCCCACAUUACCACAGACUUUUUGCAGCAACCAAGAAGAAGACCUCUUGAUGCAGCAAAAAAAGGAAGAGAAAAAAAAAGAGAAAUCACUGUUUUAAUUGAAGAGUGUCACAAAUGUAUAGUAGCUGGUGAUAGGCUGUAGUAGAAAAGGGCCUUUCUGUUUCCCAGCUGGUGUUGAUACAGUAGAGGUGAGUAGUGCAGCCCAAGGGCAGAGGCUUCCUGUUUGCUUCAUGUGUUUAAAUCACAACGUUUGACAUGAAAUGACACGUAAUAUUUCACAGGUGAUCAGAGGUACACUGUCCUGCAGAGAAACCCUGCUUCUUUUCCAUCAUAGACAUUUUUUAAGAGCUUUUGUCAAAACAGUUUCCAGUGUGUGUGUGUGUGUGUGUGUUUUGAAGCACUUCAUACUGAAAGUUAAAAAAGAAAAGUGUUUUUUGUAUUUUUGGUGUGAUUCUUGUCAUUGAGAAGAAAAUAAAAUGGAGCAACUGAGUUUCUGUU
Haplochromis burtoni (Burton's mouthbrooder) is the source of this 1840-nucleotide messenger RNA. It is a transcript of the gene hat1, whose product is annotated as histone acetyltransferase 1. The record is from RefSeq and is a predicted model, not a curated record. Gene Ontology annotation, cellular component: nucleus. Gene Ontology annotation, molecular function: histone binding; histone H4 acetyltransferase activity. The coding region runs from base 79 to 1305 and encodes 408 amino acids. NCBI's taxonomy places the organism in Eukaryota, Metazoa, Chordata, Actinopteri, Cichliformes, Cichlidae. The transcript has 11 exons. Gene Ontology annotation, biological process: subtelomeric heterochromatin formation.